Messenger RNA from Lycium ferocissimum, 1673 nucleotides. RefSeq lists its product as uncharacterized. The transcript is spliced from 6 exons. The record is from RefSeq and is a predicted model, not a curated record. Gene Ontology annotation, cellular component: small-subunit processome; nucleolus. NCBI's taxonomy places the organism in Eukaryota, Viridiplantae, Streptophyta, Magnoliopsida, Solanales, Solanaceae. The coding region runs from base 1 to 693 and encodes 230 amino acids. Gene Ontology annotation, biological process: rRNA processing.
AUGGUGGCAAAAACACUAGGUAAUUUCUUCCUAUUUGUCCAAAUUUUGGUGGAUAAUUUAUCCGGUACCUAUGCUCGUGGGAGGCAGCUGGUUUGGAAGUUCAUUUAUGGUACUGGCAUUUCACAGGUCCGUGGAUUGAAAAGAAGGAAAGAGGCAGCCGAUGAAGAAGCAAAGCUUGCUCUAGCAGACUAUGAGUCAUCAUUGAAGGAGUUAGAAGACAACAACGAGCCAAAAACUCAAGGAACAAAUAUUUCAACUGGUAGGAGGGUUUUUGGUGCUCAAAAAAAGCAGGCAUCUGAACAACCCAAAAAGAAAGUGACAUCAGACAAUUACUAUGGUGACAGUGAUAGUGAAGGUGAGAUAGAUGCCAGAGAAAUUGGCAUCAGUGCUCGUGAAGAAAAUAAUUUUUCUGAGAGGGAAGUUCAUUUUGAUCCCAAUGCACUUCGUGAAGAAUCUGAGAUUGGUCAUGAUUCUCUGUUUAAGAGUUUUGACGAUAUUGCAAGAGACCCCAACUCAAGGACAUCGUAUGAAGUUUCCAUUUUUGCAGCCGACUCGUGGAAAAAGAUGAAUGAUUCGUUAGUUAAAGGCAAGCAGACAAAAUCUGCAAACGCAAAAAGUGCAAGCUCUUCACAGAUCACAGAACCUGUUGUGAGUAAGCCUGAUGGGGAGAUAAUUAAUCUCUCUAUAUGCUGAAUCCACAAUGCAACUUUCCCUGGCCUGUUUGUUACUAUGGACUAAUAAUUCUGGUUGCAGGAAAUUGAUGAGGAUAGUGAUGCAGAUGGUGGAGGAGAAAUGGUUGAUGGGAUUUUAACUUCUGGGACUAAGUCCAGAUACGAAAUACCAUCUCAAGAAGAACUUAUUCUUGCGUGCUUUUGCUGGUGAUGAUGUUGAAGACGACUUUGAGAGAGAAAAACAAGAUGCUUUGAAUGAGGAAAUUCCAGAGCCUGAGAAGCCCGUUUUACUGCCUGGUUGGGGCCAAUGGACCAAUAUACAAAAGAAGAGAGGUCCGCCUUCUUGGAUGCUUGAAGAACAUGAUAAUGCCAAAAAGAAAAGGGAAGAAGCUCUCAAGAAGAGAAAAGAUGCAAAUCUUAAUCAUGUUAUUAUCUCCGAAAAGAGGGAUAAGAAGGCUGAAAAAUUACACACGCCGACGUUACCUUAUCCCUUUACUUCCCAAGAAGUUUUUGAGCAGAGCAUUCGGAUGCCCAUUGGACCUGACUUCAACCCCGGGACAGCUGUUGGAGCUCUUAUUCGCCCAGAGGUGGUAAAGAGGAGCGGUAUUAUCAUAAAGCCUAUCAAAUUCGAGGAGGUAAAUCCUCAUGAAAGAGUGCAGGACCACAAACGUGGUGGUGUGCAGAAAAAGAAGGGUGGUCAAAAUAAGGGUAAAGCCACAAAAAAGAAAACCAUGUAGAUCAGAAGGUUAACUGAUUCGCGAGGUUUGACAUUUUAAGGAAGAAAUCUUUAUGGCGGUUGUGUAGUUUUGAGAUUCCUUGGUUGAUGAUAAAUCACUACUUGGGAUCUUUCUUGCCAUGUUCUUGUUCCGGCUCUACAGUUACGGCCUAGUUUCUGCAGUUUUGGUAGAAGAUUUUUUUAGUUGCAGUUGCAUGCAAUGAAGCCUUAGGAAUCAUGAAGAUGUGAGGCUUUUCUCUCCACACAUGCAGCAAAAAGGUUUUUGU